Molecule: messenger RNA, 2903 nt
Organism: Pollicipes pollicipes
Lineage: Eukaryota; Metazoa; Arthropoda; Thecostraca; Pollicipedomorpha; Pollicipedidae
Product: polypeptide N-acetylgalactosaminyltransferase 1
Exons: 11
Coding region: 242-2059 (605 amino acids)
Biological process (GO): protein O-linked glycosylation
Cellular component (GO): Golgi apparatus
Molecular function (GO): polypeptide N-acetylgalactosaminyltransferase activity
Source: RefSeq, a predicted model, not a curated record
GCUGGCGGUGGCGCUGGCGGCCAGUGAGGGGCGCGUCGGUGAGUGGCUGGGACGCGGUGUGCGCGAAGCUCGCCGAGUUGUGGAUACAACGGUGAAUGGCGAGCCGCUGCAGGCUGGGGACGAAAAUGGUCACCGCUCGAGCAUGGAUCGGCGGCAAAUUAUCGUCAGUUUCAUCGUUGACCCGCUGACCUUCGUCGCACGUGCAGGCCGAGGCUCAGCCUGAGGACGCGCCAUCGCCGCCAUGCGACUGUGCUUCCGCUGCCGCAUCCGCCGCAGCACGGCCCUGCUGUUGGCCUUGCUGGCUGGGGCCGCCACGCUCUACAUCCUGUACUGGCGCGCCGAGCUGGAGGACUCGGACCCAGACGUGUUACGCGUCAUCAGACAAUCCAAGCAUCAAAAGGAGUAUAUCAACAAGAAAGGGAUCCACGUGGUAGUCGGCCAUUACAUGGGCGACCCAGCGCCGGAGAAUUUGACGCAAGAGGUGCUCAACACCAACGGCUACCGACCGGUGUCUGGCGAGGGCGAGAAAGGGCUGCCGGUCAUCAUACCGUCCAGCCUGAGCGAGAAGAUGCGCCGGCUCUACCGCAUCAACGAGUUCAACCUGCUGGCUUCGGACCGCAUCUCCGUCAACCGCUCACUACCCGACGUUCGCAAAACACUGUGCCAAGAGAAGACAUACAACGUCAGCAAGCUACCCUCGGCGUCGGUCAUCAUCGUGUUCCACAACGAGGCUUGGUCCACGCUGCUGCGGACCAUCCACAGCGCUAUCAAUCGGUCGCCGGCGCCGCUGCUCCGCGAGGUGAUCCUGGUGGACGACGCCAGUGAACGCAGCUUCCUGGGCCGGCCGCUAGACGAGUAUGUGGCGCGCCUGUCGGUGCCCACACGCAUCGUGCGGAUCGAGGAGCGGACUGGCCUGAUCCGGGCUCGACUGAUGGGCGCUCAGGAGGCGGCAGCUGACGUCAUUGUGUUCCUGGACGCGCACUGCGAGUGCACGGAAGGCUGGCUGGAGCCGCUGCUGACACGGAUCGCCGAGAGCCCCACCUCCGUCGUAUGCCCCGUCAUCGACAUCAUCAACGACGACACGUUCGCGUACACGCGCAGCUUCGAGCUGCACUGGGGAGGCUUCAACUGGCAGCUGCACUUCCGCUGGUUCACGCUGGGCGAGCGCGAGCUGGCGGCGCGCCGGCGGGACAACACGGCGCCAUUCAGGACGCCUGCGAUGGCCGGCGGGCUGUUCGCCAUCAGUCGGGACUUCUUCUACCAGUCUGGCUCUUACGACCGCGACAUGGACAUCUGGGGUGGCGAGAACAUCGAGAUGUCGCUCCGGGUCUGGAUGUGUGGCGGCAGUGUGGAGAUCCACCCGUGCUCCCACGUGGGCCACAUCUUCCGCAAGAACUCGCCGUACACGUUCCCACGCAAGGGCGGAGUGGGCGGCGUGCUGUACCACAACUUGGCGCGGGUGGCCGCCGUCUGGAUGGAGAAGUGGGCUGACUUCUUCUUCAAGGUCAACCCAGAGGCGGCCAAACUGAAGGACGAACUGCGGGUCACCCACCGGAUGAUGGUCCGCGAGCGCAUGAGCUGCCACAACUUCAAGUGGUACCUGGACAACAUCUGGCCGGAGCACUUCUUCCCCGACGACGACCGCUUCUUCGGCAAGGUGCGGAAUGAGAAGCUGGAGCACUGCCUGCAGCGUCCGUCACCGACGGGCACGGGGCAGCCGUCCGGCCCCGCUACCGUCACCGACUGCGCCUCCAACUGGUACACCCCGCAGCUGUUCGUCAUGACCAUGGAGGGGUACAUCAUGACGGACGAGUCGGUGUGUCUGGACGUGCCCGACGGCGGCCAGCAGGAGGCGGAGGGCCGCGCCCGCCUGCACGGCUGCAGCCAGCUGUCGCGCCAGAAGUGGUACCACGACCAAAAGACGUCAGAGCUGGUGCACGUGGACUCGGCCAAGUGCCUGGACCUGCCGACCGCUGCCAACCCCGAGAGCCUGGUAGUCAUGGCGUGCUCCGGCGCGCCCAGUCAGCGCUGGACGCUGGAGCGGGUGCCGUGGACGUGAUGGAGCCGGUGCUGCACGCUGUCCCAGCCACCGCACCCAGCGGCCGUCUGGAGCAUGUCCAGCGGACAAGACCAGUCAACACCAGUCCUGAGGAUGAACUUUCCGUGGCCGUUGGCGGUGUCUCCACGGACAAUGCAGCGUACUCUCGCCAGCUGUCGGUGACAUCUGCGCACCGUGUGCGCCAUUAAGUGGUAUGGUCGGCUUAUGCGCCAUUUUGUGGUGUGAUUGGCUUGUGCGCCAUUUCGUGGUGUGGUCGGCUUGUGCGCCAUUUCAUGUGUGGUCGGCUUGUGCGCCAUUUAAUGGUGCGGUCAGCUACUCAGCAGGUUACUGGCUCAGUAGUGACCGUGGGGACUUCGAGCAUUGUAGGGAAAUAUGUGGAUGAUACCGAAGAUUCCUAAUAUGUGAGACUAUUGAGACUACUACUCAGCGAAAUGCAUUAGCGUGCCUUUUUCACCUAACGUCUGCUCCGCGGAUUUGCAGCCCUCUGCAUUCCUGCGUAGCUCAUUAAAACAUCGCGUACGACUUAGUUAUUUUACUUAUUCUGGCAUUAAGGUCAGUUAAUGGAACCAGCAUGUGGAUCCCAUAGCAAGCAGCUGAUACACAACAUGUGUUGUAGAGAUGGCACUGCGACGAGCAAUGCUUCUGUACAUUCCUGGUUCGGGCUAUCAGCGUGCGAAUGCGCCGACUCUCACUAGCAUCGCCCGCGUACUUACCAAAGCUGCUCUUGUGAUACACGGGCGUGCGCCGCGCGCCGUGCUGAUGUUUCAGGACUUUGUUUUGGCAUGGCGACGGGCGUCAUUUGUCUCGUUUUUAGGUCGUUAAUAAAUAUUUGCAGAAUUCGCUA